CUCAUAUCCGUGCGACGCAUGUGCCUGAUGUUCAUGGUUUGAUGUUUCUUUUAGGUCUAUGGUUGAUGCCUAGACAGUAAAGGUUGAUGCCUGAUGCGGUGGCAUGUGUAACAUUUUGAUCUUGUUUUCAGGUUAACUUGGUCCUGGAAGAUCAUGACAAGGCACCUUAUGUGAAGCGUCUGGAACCUGCAACUCUGUCCGAGAAGUAACCACAGAGAAGAACAUCUUCUCCCUAAAAGCAGUGAGAUGGCUCGGCCUCUGUUUGGAGGAGCCUUGUCAGCCACUAUCCCGCCCAGUGCGCAAGAUAUCAGCAGUGAGCUACGGGAGAUCCCAGACAACCAGGAGGUGUUUACUCACCGGGAAACUGACCAGAGCAUCAUAGUCGAACUGCUGGAGUACCAGAGCCAUGUGGAAAAUGAAGAUGCAGCAAAGUAUCACUUUGAAGACGUGGCAGGAAGCAACAAAGCAUCUGAGCCAGGGGCCUGUGAGGUGCGGUCAGUCCAGGCCAUUCCCAAGGCAGAGCUGGCGCUGCAGCAGUGCGCUUCCGCCUGGCUCCUGACAGGGGGGCAGCUCGUCUCCAAAUUCAACGAGGAAGUGAAAAACACAGUGAAUAUCCACAUGUGCCUCUUUCGGCUUCCUCAGUUCUCCACAGAUGUCCUUGUAACCUUCAAUGACCCCGUUAUCAUCAAUCCUCUCAGCAGCAGUAAAGGAGCCGGUGGAGUGGCUGGGCCGGCUGCUGAGCCCUGGACAGUGCAGAACUUCCAAUGUGUGCUUAAGUCCUUACAGCUGCUCGACCCUGGAGUAUUUAGUUUAUCGGGCCGGACACAAAGCCAACUGUUAUGUAAAGACUCGUUUCAUAUUAAGGUGAAGUAGAUGUCCUAUCAAAGACUGAUCUGGAAAUUAUGGGAAAACUAGGAAGGAUGUCCGAGGUGGAAUUCUCCACUCACCAGUGACACUAUCAGUUUCGAAAGUGUUGCAUAGUUCCUUCUUCCGUCUGCCUGAUUAUGAAGUCACUGAAAUUCACUCGGGGGGUGGGGUUCCCUGACUGACGCAAGUUUGUUCACAAUAAACGGCACUGUAACCUUUUGACCGACUCCUCAGCCUCAUGACUUCUGGCCAACAGCUCAAAGUAAUAUACGUGCCAAGGGCUUGCUUUUCAUGAUAAUGUGUCACAGUUUGACCUUGACCUAAUUUACAUUUAGAAUUUGAAGUUAUAUGAUAUGUAGUUUUAGUUAAUAACAUGUUUGAAAAAUUUGAUUCUGAAACAAACUUUUUUUUUGCAUUUUUUUGUUAUGCUUCUUUGUUUCGUGUUUUAAUUUAGGUAAACGGCUUAUCACAUACCCAUCAAAUCCUGAGAAGAAUGUGUGCUCCUAGUAUACUGGUUGAAGUGUUGGCUGAAUUACUUAAAUGGUUUGUUAAACAUUACCUUACAUUUAAAGUGUUCAAGUGAUUCAGAGUGUCCCCAUAAAACCUUUUCCUUGACUCAAAUGCUUCUUACCACCCUAGACCCAUAUUCCCUUGGGUGUUUCUCUUGUCAGGUAAACAUAUCAAGUGUGACGGAACAUUAUUCUUUUCAGGUUGUCAUAGAAACCAGGCUCUUUUCAUUCAUUGUAAUGCAACAAGGCCACAGCGCCAAUGUAAUGUUUAACUGAGACACUUGAGCAGAGGAUGUUUCAGCAUUCCAAACUUUCUUUGCCCUUAACACCAGUAUAGUUAACAAACCAAAUGUUUUAUUUUGAC
Molecule: messenger RNA, 1740 nt
Organism: Sardina pilchardus (European sardine)
Lineage: Eukaryota; Metazoa; Chordata; Actinopteri; Clupeiformes; Clupeidae
Product: ran guanine nucleotide release factor-like
Exons: 6
Coding region: 247-873 (208 amino acids)
Biological process (GO): regulation of sodium ion transmembrane transporter activity; protein import into nucleus; heart contraction
Cellular component (GO): nucleus
Molecular function (GO): guanyl-nucleotide exchange factor activity; transmembrane transporter binding; sodium channel regulator activity
Source: RefSeq, a predicted model, not a curated record